Molecule: messenger RNA, 1366 nt
Organism: Drosophila gunungcola (fruit fly)
Lineage: Eukaryota; Metazoa; Arthropoda; Insecta; Diptera; Drosophilidae
Product: zinc finger protein 99
Exons: 3
Coding region: 84-1232 (382 amino acids)
Biological process (GO): regulation of transcription by RNA polymerase II
Cellular component (GO): nucleus
Molecular function (GO): DNA-binding transcription factor activity; zinc ion binding; RNA polymerase II cis-regulatory region sequence-specific DNA binding
Source: RefSeq, a predicted model, not a curated record
AAAAUGUGGCAACUCUACAUUUAGCUAUGUUUAGUUUUUCUUUGAUUUUAGUGCUUUGAGCGGGGAUUUUCAAUUGUUAACAAAUGAAUCGAUCUAAGCCAGAAGAAUGCAAAACGCAGCGUAUUCCACAAGUUGUGUCCCAAAAAGUCUCAUGUGCAGGAGCUCCAUAUUUUCCGGGCUUAAGCAACUGCUGCCGUUUGUGUUUGGAGGAGCCGCAUCCCAACCAAAUGCUGGACAUGACCGGCAUCUAUGACCAGCAGGCUAAACUGAGCUACUACGACUGCUAUGAGAUCUGCACCAAGGAGGACCUGCGCCAAAGUCCCAGCAACGAGCCCAGAUCCUUGUGCAAACGUUGUGUGGUGGAGCUGCAAUGGGCCUACGAUUUCCACAAGAAAGUAGCUUUAGCUAACCAGCAGUUGAGGGAGAUCUUUGAGAUCACGGACACUAGUGAGGAGCCCGAGGAGGAGGAGCAGGAAGAGGAGGAUGACUUCAUCAUAGAGGAUAUUGAGGACAAGGAGGAGGCCCAGGAUGAUCUGAACACUCCAACGGGCUCGAUUACCAUGGAUGACAUUGUGCCCCGUCAACGCCACACGGGCAAAUUCAACUGCCAAUUCUGCAACAAGGUGUUCAAGAACCAUUCCCGUAUGGCCAAGCACCGCUUGAUUCACCUGGACAAUCGUCCCCACUUUCAGUGCAGCCAAUGCGACAGGGUCUAUCUCACAAAACAGGCCCUUAAAGUGCAUGUGGACUCGAAGCACAGGCAAUCCGGAAUGUCUUGCGAUACCUGCGGCAAGGUAUUUGGCAUUGCCAAAGCUUUGGAGAUCCAUAAACGAUUCCACACAAGGGAUUUUCCCUAUGCCUGUGAUCUCUGCGAACGGCGUUUUGCACAGCGAUCGCAUUUGACAGUCCACCAGCAGGUCAAGCACACUGGAUCCCGAUUUAUUUGCGAGUUUCCCGACUGCCAGAAGUCCUUCACCUCGUCUUCAUCUUUGAGGAAUCACGAGUGCACCCACACGGCCAUGCCAUUUGAGUGUGCCCACUGCCAGCAGAGUUUUCCAGCUCGUAACAAGCUGCGAGUGCACAUUGAACGCAAGCACAACAAGCGAGUUGAGAUGGAGGAGCUGGAAGAGAUGCGCAAGUUUCACAUUGUACGCUCCAAGUUGGUCAUGGCAAAGGUUUAUAAAGGGCAGGAUCAAAUAGACAACAGUCGCCAAAAGGGAGCUGCUAAUUAAUACCUAGAUUGUUAAGAAAAAAGUUUAAAAAAAAUCCUAGAAAUCAUAGGUAAAUGCUAGUACACUAACAAAAGUCCACAAAAAAUAUGAGUACAUACAAAAAACUGAAAGAGAUAAAUCAAUCAUAUUAAUUU